This is a messenger RNA of Ostertagia ostertagi, 303 nucleotides long. NCBI's taxonomy places the organism in Eukaryota, Metazoa, Nematoda, Chromadorea, Rhabditida, Trichostrongylidae. The record is from the annotation of a GenBank genome assembly.
UUUUACGCACAAUCUGCAAAGACGGUCAAGGCCGAUCUGUCGGGCUCACUGAAGGCGCAGAACGAAACCGAAUUGAACGACACACGAUGCACGAAUAAGGAGCUGAAGGACAUCAUGCGAAAAAUCUCGUAUCGUACACCAUCAUUAGCGAAACGCCUCAUACAAAGGAUCGCCGAGGAAAAAUUAGGAGGAAUGUUCGCGGUGUUCUGCUCCAAGGACGAUUUUACCUAUGUCUCUCGAAGUAAAGUGUACUGUCAAGUGGAACGCGAUGACGUUGUCUGCUAUGCGUUCCAGCAUAAGUGA